This is a messenger RNA of Lycium barbarum (goji berry), 3242 nucleotides long. Its product is annotated as polyadenylation and cleavage factor homolog 4. Gene Ontology annotation, biological process: termination of RNA polymerase II transcription. The transcript has 7 exons. Gene Ontology annotation, cellular component: mRNA cleavage factor complex; cytoplasm. The coding region runs from base 167 to 3052 and encodes 961 amino acids. The record is from RefSeq and is a predicted model, not a curated record. Lineage: Eukaryota; Viridiplantae; Streptophyta; Magnoliopsida; Solanales; Solanaceae. Gene Ontology annotation, molecular function: mRNA binding; RNA polymerase II complex binding.
AUUACAGUAAUAGUUUCGUUAAUAAUCAAUGUCCUUUUUAGGACAAUGAAAUUUUAUCAUUUCUCUUCUGUGGGCAACUCCCAUUCCUCCCUCUAACCUCCCCACCCCCACCACCACCACCACCACCGGUGGCCUUAAACCCUAACCCUAAUUUCAUUUCUUCAAAAUGGCUUUCCAAAACGACGCCGUCGUUAUAGCGCCGCCACAAAAACCCUCAACACCUUCUUCAAUAAUUGAGAGAUUUAGAGCGGCAUUGAAAGAAAGAGAAGAUGAACUUAAGGCUUAUAAUAAUGAGGAUGAGGAUGAUGUUAUUGUGUUGCCGCCUAAUAUGGAUGAAAUUGUUAGGCUUUAUGAGUUGCUUUUAUCGGACUUGACUUUUAAUUCUAAGCCUAUGAUUACUGAUUUCACUAUAAUUGCUGGUGAACAGAGAGAACAUAGUCAAGGUAUUGCUGAUGCAAUUUGUGCAAGGAUUCUUGAGGUCCCAGUUGAGCAGAAGCUACCCUCAUUAUACCUUCUGGAUAGUAUUGUAAAGAAUAUUGGCAGGGACUACGUCAGGCAUUUCUCUGUCCAUUUACCUGAGGUUUUCUGUGAGGCAUACAGGCAAGUGCACCCUAGCAUGCAUCCUGCAAUGCGCCAUCUCUUUGGAACGUGGUCGACUGUGUUCCCAGCACCUGUCCUCCGCAAAAUUGAGACUCGUCUCCAGUUUUCACAGCCGGGGGUCCAACAAUCUUCUGGCUUGACUUCGUCCAGAGCAUCUGAAUCACCAAGACCAACUCAUGGCAUUCAUGUAAAUCCAAAAUAUUUGGAAGCAAGGCGUCAGCUUGGGCACUCCACUAUUGAUUCUGUGAGAGCUGAAAAUCGUACAGGCCAUACAUCUUCAGAUCUGGAAGCAACACAAGUUCUGUCUAAAGCUUCAAAGAAUGUGAGAUCAUCCUCUCCUUAUAGAGUGGGCCCUCCGAGGUCAUUGUCACCCACCCUCGACGAGUUUGCAGUGGAUGAUUCUGCCAUAGGACUCAGAGAAGGGGCCUCACCAUCUCAUCCUGCACUUGACUAUGGGCUUAACAGAGCAAGAGGUAGAGAUGAUGACAGGAGUGAGUGGCAGAGAAUUUUGCCUGAUGAUGCCCAUCAGCAACCAGACAUUCCUGCUAAAUACAGCGUGAACAAGGCAAUUGAUCUUCAAGGACCGAGAGCUUUGAUUGAUGCUUAUGGAAUUGAUGAAAGGGAAAAGGUAGCCAAUCAGAGGCAACAAAAGAUUGGCAAUGCCACUAUUAAUGGCUUAGGUGAUAGGUUAGCCGUAAAGACGUGGCAAAAUACCGAAGAGGAAGAGUUCAACUGGGAAGAUAUGAGUCCAACUUUAGCAGAUCAGAGUCCUUUUAAUGAUUUGUCAACAUCAGUUCGCCAUCCUCAGAGUAUUAGGAUGAGACCUGGUAUUGAUUCACAACAUACUAUGCCUUUGGUGACUGACCCUAGAAGGAGCUGGUCUAAUCAAGGACAAUAUUCUUUAGUUCAUGAUUCUUCCUUGGAUGAUGUUCACUCGUCUGGUCGAGGGGCGAGAAAUAAAAUUACUGGAUAUUGCGAUGAGACAUCUCUGAUUUCAGGUUCGCAUUAUCUUCAAAAGCUUCCAAAAAAUGUGCCACAGUUGCCUCAAAGACAUUUAACGGGUGAAGGAAGUGGAAUCUCAUCAGCUGCUGCUGAAUCCAAGCAUCCUUUGAUUAGCAAUUUGGCUGCUGAUGGACAUACUUGGAGGCUACCAUAUGUUCCGCCAAGAAUGAAUCCUACUUUUGACUCUUCAGUUCAGGAUAUUCGGGUGGCUGCUGAUGGACAUACUUGGAGGUCACCAUAUGUUCCUACAAAUGUGCAUAAUCCCCAAUGUUUGACUUCAAAAUCUGUUGUUCUGCCUCAUAAUCAUAUCAGAAGUCCUUUUGAACUAAAGAAUGCUAGCAAUUCAGUUGUCAAUCAUAGUCUGGACAGGGCAGUUCUUCCUGAGCAACAUACUGAUAAUUUGAAGAGCAGCUCAUAUAUCAAGUUUCCGCAAUUUCCUAGUCAACAUCCUGGGUCAUUUUCUGCAAAUCAUCAAAACCCUGAACAAAUGGCUUCAGCAGAACCUCAGCUAUUGCUUUCUCAGCGUAUUCAUCAGACGAUGCCUCCAAGUGCCUCACUUCCAGCCUCGAACCACUUGCAAUUACCACCAAUUUAUAGAUACCCUCCACAGGGUCCUGGUUACCGUCCAGUUUCAGGUCCACAGGUGUCUAUGCCAUUGGUUAAUGUCCCAAAUGCAUCAUCACAAUUUUCUUGGGGAGCCUUACAACCUUUGCCCAGAGGCCCACUUCCUAUGUCUUCUCAAUUCAUGCCACCUGCAGGUCAGGUUACUCCUAACCCUCCGGCAGGAGGCUUUUCAAGCUUGAUUAGCUCGCUGAUGGCCCAAGGUUUGAUUUCAUUGACAAAUCAAGCUCCCGCACAGGAUUCUGUGGGCCUUGAUUUUAAUCCGGAUCUUCUUAAGGUUCGUCAUGAUUCUGCGGUAACUGCUUUAUAUGCUGAUCUGCCAAGACAGUGCACAACUUGUGGCCUACGAUUUAAAUGCCAAGAGGCUCACAGCAGUCAUAUGGAUUGGCAUGUAACUAAGAAUCGAGUGUCAAAAAAUCGCAAGCAGAAGUCUUCUCGUAAGUGGUUUGUAAGUGUCAACAUGUGGCUUAGUGGUACAGAGGCUUUAGGAUCUGAUGCAGUUCCUGGGUUUCUACCGACUGAGCAAGUUGUGGAAACGAAGGAUGAUGAAGAAUUGGCCGUCCCUGCUGACGACGAGCAGAAUGUUUGUGCACUUUGUGGAGAGCCUUUUGAUGAUUUUUACAGUGACGAGACUGAAGAAUGGAUGUAUAGGGGGGCUGUCUACAUGAAUGCACCAAAUGGGUCAACUGUUGGAAUGGAAAGGUCUCAGUUAGGUCCAAUUAUUCAUGCAAAAUGCAGAUCUGAAUCUAGUGCAACUCCACACGAGGACUCCAGAAGAGUGGAUGAGGUUCAGGAAGAUGAGAGUCAAAGGAAACGAAUGCGGAGUUAGCUUCAUUAAAUCAGCUUCUAGGUGCAUUGUAACUUUAUCUUGAGAUUCCUCCAUGAUAGCAUUCAGCUUUAGAUUAUUUUUAGGUACCAUGCCAGAAUCAUGUACAUGUACAGGAGAGUUGUAACAUCAAAGCUUCUUGUCAGAAAAGGUUUCAUACAAUCUUGGAGCAUUUAUAUCCCGGCUUUCUCUA